This is a messenger RNA of Spodoptera exigua (beet armyworm), 854 nucleotides long. The record is from the annotation of a GenBank genome assembly. NCBI's taxonomy places the organism in Eukaryota, Metazoa, Arthropoda, Insecta, Lepidoptera, Noctuidae.
CUUAAACUUGCAACAUUUAGAUAAGCGGCUGUCAACUGUCACUAAAUUAUGGUAGAAUUUGUUCUCAUGUCAUAUAGAAAAAAUAAAACGAUUCAGUGAUAAAUUCCAAGCAAGAAUCAGAAAAUGUUAAUGUAAAAUUAUCACAAUGGCACAAAAUUUACAGAAAAAGCCCUCUAAGGGCAUAUUGAAGACCUCACGGAGUGUUGACGGACAGGAUACAGCGGCUUCAGGAACGCCAUCAACUAGCAAGCGCACGAAAGAGCAAAGAUUCGACGAGAUGAAUAUUAUGGAAACAUUUCAUCCGGCGAACAAGGAUUACGGACAUAUGAAAGUAGACGAGCCUAAGACUCCAUAUUCAGAAGCCGUGGACGGUGACUUGGUGCCUACUGACGAAUUAGACGCCAAUAUACUUGCGGCCAAACUAGCGGCGAGUAUGAAUAGGCCGCCUAGGUGCGUGGAAGCCGAAUCUAGUGCCAGUGACGAGGACAUGGAGGAACCUGAAGAAGAACGCCGCAAGAGAAUUGAGUUUGAAAAGAAGCGGAAAAUGCACUACAAUGAAUUCCAAGCACUACAACUAGCGCGGCAACUGAUGGCACAAGAAGAAGAUGAAGAUGAGGAUCAGCCUGAACAGAAUACCUGACUGCAGCACAUGCAAGCACUUGUACAUAACAUGCACCAUGGCUUCGAGCGAGCAUCGACCACUGCGUAGACCAAGAAGUAUCUUUUCAAAUCAAACCAGGGAUACUUUACAAACACCCGCACAUCAUCAAACACCAUUUACUCCCCAUCCAUAGUAAUCUAAUCAUGGAUGACAUGCAUGGUUCCACACCCCGGUUAAUGUGCCCCUGUCUUUA